AUAUAAGUGUUCACGGUUCCUUUAAGCUUUGAAAAUUAUUAGUGACUAGAAGAAGUGAAUCGGCGAACGAUAUCAUUGUAGUGACUUACGACGGUCAUAUGUAAGGCUCUUAAGCCGCAACGACGAAUCACAAAUGUGUUAGGAACUCUUUUCAUUGAAACAGCUCGACGUCGCGCGGCCGGGUGUACUUUACAGGUUAAUCCAUAUUACCCCCGCCUAAUUCGUUGGCCAUCUUCGGACGUGACAACUCAGCCCAUGCUCGUGGCCACCCCAAUGGCCUUCAUUGCCUAAGUCAGGCUGACUCGACAGUGGGUGCCUCCCGGUACACUCCUUUCAUUUCAGCAAAAUAAUAAACCAUUUGAGCCUCUGCUCUCGCCUUUCUUUUCAACAUAUCAAAUUUCAAACCUGCACAACUUCAAUCUAGCAAUCAUCACCCACCACCACCCAUCAUGCAAGGCGAAGGACUUCGAAACUAUCGAUGCGAUUGCUCUGCCAUCCUGAAGGAUGCGCAUUCCAUCAACAAGCAUGUCAGGAAGACUGGUCAUAUGAAGGAAAGAUGGUGUAUACCCUGUCAUCGCUUAUUUGUGAGCAGUGCUGCGCUUCAUCAGCAUAGAAGAGAUUCUCCUUUGCAUGGAGGCAGACCCCCGCCGCUCAGAUUUACAGCUGCUUUUCCUCAGGCCUAUACCUAUAUUCCUCCUAGCUCAGUACCUCGAGCGACUAUGUCUAGUUUCACCCUACCCGACCGUGCAGAAAAUGUGGAAGAUCUCGCGACUAGAGCUAGGGACACACUGGUGAUCUCUGAGAACCCUCCUCCUCAAGCUACGUUAUAUGGUAGCGACGCUGUGCCCAACCUCUUCACACCUGCUUUGGCACAACCAGUAGACAUUGCUCAACCCAAGCCCUUACCACCCACCAUUAAGCAAAAGUACCCCUGGGCAACCGACCUAGCAGACAACAACCUACCCCAGACUUUGAACGCCAUCAGCCUUCACCAGACCCUCGAGUCACACUGCCACAGUGAGGACUUGCUAAUGUUGCAAUCGUACUAUACCGGCGACGCGACCCACGCCAAGCGUCUCAAGUACGAAGUUAAGACCUUCCUCCCGACGCCGGCCCGAGUCCCUGGAGUAUUGAAGCGCAAGGCUAUUGCUAUUGAUUGCGAGAUGGUUGGUCUUUCGAAGGGACGAGAUGAACUCGCCCAAAUUUGCGCGAUUGAUGUGAUUACCGGAGAGGUUUUGAUGGAUACGCUCGUCUUCCCUACGGAGACUGUCCAAGACUGGCGUACUAAGUAUAGCGGAGUCACUAGGGUCAAGAUGACAGAGGCUCAAGUUUCAGGCAAGAUCCUGUACGGAUGGCCGAAGGCACGAGAGGAACUUUUCCGACACGCCGACGAGAACACCAUACUCCUUGGCCAUGCUUUGAACAACGAUCUUAAGGUACUUCAUAUCAUCCACAAACGAGUUGUCGAUUCCGGUAUCGUUGCCGCUGAAGCUGUCUUCGGCAAGGAGAAGGUGCUUCGUCGUUGGCGCCUCAAGAAGCUAUGUCAGGAGUUCUUAGGUGCGAACAUUCAGGCCUCUAAGAAAGGCCACGAUUGUGUCGAAGACACGUUUGCGGCUAGGGAGGUAGUGCUCUGGUGCUUCAAAGAGCCUGAGAAGCUGAAGGCUUGGGCCUCGAAGACUCUCACCCAGUACGAGGCCGACAAGAAGAAACGAGAGGAUAAGCAGAAGGAGAAGGCGAAGAAGAAGGAAGAGGACAGGAAGAAGGCAGAGGAAAAACAUAUGGAAGAGUGGGGACGCGAGUUUGCAGGCCGAUACACUGUCAUUGAACGUUGCUCCAAUGACGAUCGGGACCGAAUCAUGGCUGCCUGGCAGCAGUAUCUUGUUGAUCAUAAUCGUCUUUUUGGUCACGAUUAAAGGUAAUCUGGUAAUGUUUCGUCUACAGGGCGGAAAGGAAUCUCCCACGCGCCUUUACUUCGUGGCAUGCUGUGCCAUGACCU
This is a messenger RNA of Hypoxylon trugodes, 1996 nucleotides long. RefSeq names its product ribonuclease H-like protein. Bases 450 to 1913 code for a protein of 487 amino acids. Gene Ontology annotation, biological process: rRNA processing; ribosomal large subunit assembly. Gene Ontology annotation, cellular component: nucleus. Gene Ontology annotation, molecular function: exonuclease activity; nucleic acid binding. Lineage: Eukaryota; Fungi; Ascomycota; Sordariomycetes; Xylariales; Hypoxylaceae. The record is from RefSeq and is a predicted model, not a curated record. The transcript has 3 exons.